This is a messenger RNA of Manis pentadactyla (Chinese pangolin), 1505 nucleotides long. RefSeq names its product cytochrome c oxidase assembly protein COX11, mitochondrial. NCBI's taxonomy places the organism in Eukaryota, Metazoa, Chordata, Mammalia, Pholidota, Manidae. Bases 50 to 877 code for a protein of 275 amino acids. Gene Ontology annotation, molecular function: copper ion binding. The transcript is spliced from 4 exons. Gene Ontology annotation, cellular component: mitochondrial inner membrane. The record is from RefSeq and is a predicted model, not a curated record.
GCGAGAUCUGGCCUCUCGGCCCCGAACGGCGGGCGUCUUCUCCGGGCGUAUGGGAGGGCUUUGGCGUCCGGGAUGGGGGUACAUUGCUCUCUGUGGCUGGCGCGGGAGUCACCCUGGGUCUCUGACCAGGGUCGCGGAGAGGGUAGAACCGUGUCCCCGGCCGGGAAGAAGUGGAACACGAGGUGGUGAGAGGGGACUGAGGCGGCUCGGGACAUGGAAGCGCCCAAGCCCGGCCCGGGAGCUGGUGGGGCCGCCGCCGCUGCGGCCGAAGAGCACGAACCCUUUCACGCGCGCGCAGGAGGAGGACUGGCGGCGGCGGAACAAGACGGUCCUCACGUACGUGGCCGCGGCCGCCGUGGGCAUGCUGGGGGCGUCCUACGCCGCCGUGCCCCUCUACCGGCUCUACUGCCAGACUACUGGACUUGGAGGAUCAGCAGUAGCAGGUCAUUCAUCAGACCAGAUUGAAAACAUGGUGCCUGUUAAGGAUCGCAUCAUUAAAGUCACCUUCAAUGCAGAUGUGCACGCAAGUCUCCAGUGGAACUUCAGACCUCAGCAAACAGAAAUAUAUGUAGUACCAGGAGAGACUGCACUGGCAUUUUAUAAAGCUAAGAAUCCUACUGACAAACCAGUAAUCGGAAUUUCUACAUACAAUGUUGUGCCGUUUGAAGCUGGACAGUAUUUCAAUAAAAUACAGUGCUUCUGUUUUGAAGAACAAAGGCUUAAUCCACAAGAGGAAGUAGAUAUGCCAGUGUUUUUCUACAUUGAUCCUGAAUUUGCAGAAGAUCCAAGAAUGGUGAAUGUUGAUCUCAUCACACUUUCUUACACUUUUUUUGAAGCAAAGGAGGGGUACAAGUUACCAGUUCCAGGCUAUAAUUGAAGUUAGCAGCUAUGUCUUACUUCAUAUUUGUGAUUUUUGAAAAAUCAUGUAUCUUACCUUCUCAGAAGAGAACUAUUUACAACAACAUGAAGCCUUCUGUUUUAAAUAAUAUGUAAUGAUUUUUUUUCCAAACUAAUUUACCCUACUUAAAAUUUAGAGAACAGGUUCAGGUUUCUAUUCUAAGGAAUCCACAUGCCUAGAUUUAAAAUGUCUGACUGUUCAAACCAUAGAUUUAUUAGUAGUAUUAAAAGAAAUAGUCUCUUAGAUAUGUUGGUAUGGGCUUGAUGGUUCAGCAUAAUUCAUUGUUUCCCCUAAUUAUUAGCCCUUCAUACUUGCAGUGAAUUUCUUUUUAGUGUGUCUAGGGUUAUUUGUUUUAGCUCUAGAUCAUAACUUAUGACCAUUUUUAUUAUUAUUUCUGAAGUAGUUGGUUACUACUUUCUUUGUGAACAUUUUAAAAGCUCAAAAUGGAAGAGGAACACCUGAGUUCUCCUAGCUUGCCCAAAGAUUAUGUUCUGAUUUCAAACUUGAUUGUAUUUUUCCUUUAAGAGCUAGGGCGAUUUUACUGAAGAGUUAAUUGCUUUGCAAUUUGAGUAUCAUGAGAAGGAAAUAAAAUGCAUAACUAUGCUCA